Leucoraja erinaceus (little skate) is the source of this 1790-nucleotide messenger RNA. Its product is annotated as nmrA-like family domain-containing protein 1. Lineage: Eukaryota; Metazoa; Chordata; Chondrichthyes; Rajiformes; Rajidae. Bases 140 to 1036 code for a protein of 298 amino acids. The transcript is spliced from 5 exons. The record is from RefSeq and is a predicted model, not a curated record.
CCUCUACUGAAACGUUACAAAUGCAAUGUAACCGCAUGACUUACUGCAGCUGUGACCGGACCAGUGACACAGGAAAUCAGUGCACUGACUUUGCCACUUGACUCAGCGACCAUGGCAAGGACCAGCUGAUGAUGAGACAAUGCCAGAGACAGUGACAGUCUUUGGUGCUGACCAGAGGCUAGGGAAUGCUGUUGCCUCUGCCUUGCUGGAGGAUGGUGGUUUCACAGUGCGGGUGGUCGUGCAAGAGUUAACAUCUCCGAGCACCCAGCUUCUCCAGUCUGCAGGAGCACAUGCCUUGCUGGCUGAUGAGAAUGACCCAGGCAGUGUGGACUGUGCUCUGAGCGACGCGCAUGGGUGCUUUGCCAUCACUCACACCGACUUCAACAGUGGCGACCCUCUGCAGGAUGAAAUUCGACAGGGAUACAGGAUCGCGGACUUGUGUAAAAGGCACGAUGUCAGGCACGUUGUACUGACUGGGGCUCAUCAUGUCCACAGGAAGUACAGCCUCCCAGCCCGCCACCUGGAUGCUAAAGCCUGCAUCAACGACUACAUGACUGAACUCAAUCUGCCCAAGACGGAAAUAAUACUUCCAUUUUACUUUGAAGAUUUUCUGACAAAAUUCAAACCAAAACCAGCUGGAAACAACAUUUAUCAAAUUGCCAUCCCAAUGGGAGAGGUUGCGAUGGACGGAGUGAGCAUCAGGCAGAUUGGCCCGAUUGUGGCAGCCUUGUUCAGGAGCCCGGAACGCUGGAUCGGAAAGAGCUGCAGCCUGUCUGCGGGAAGGCUGACAGUACAGGAAUACGCACAGAUCCUCACCCGUCACCUGCACCCCAAGCAGUUCAAAGAUGCCCGGAUUUCACUCCGAGAGUUUGUGGCGUCCUUCGGAGGACCAGCGGCUCAGGACUUUGGGAAUAUGUUUGAAUUUUGGAAGAGAGGUGGACAGAAAAUGAAUAGUACUAUGAGCUUCGAACUCUAUCCAGAGUUACAAACAUUCCAGCAGUGGGUUUCAGAAAAUAAGACUUCACUGGUUUGUUAAAGGGCAGCUGGGAUCUAUGGAUGGAACAUAAUGCCCAUUUCUAAAAUGUUUCCAGAAGACAAGAUAUGGAUCUCCAUCAAUUGUGUGUACCAACAGAUGGAAUUCAGAAAUAAAGUUAUUCUUUCAGGUUGAUGUGUCAAAAUCUUCUCUUUCUGAAUCCAAUGAUCUUCGUGCACUGGGCCAACUCAAAUCCUAUGUGUAGGUCUCUGGUGAAGGAACUAUCAGAAAUGUGAUCAUAGGCAGAAACCUGAGUUUUUAGCAGCAUUGAUGAAUUAAUGUCAGCAUGGACACUGGGCGAACUCUCCAUCUCCUCUACAAAAUUAACUUGUUAAUGGUCAUUUGAGUGAUAGCAAAAUGUCUCGACUUAAUGAUACAUCUGCAUGAGUGCACUCAAUCAACACUACACUCAAGUGUCAGCCUCAACUUUUGUGCGCAGGUCUUUGGAAUGCGAUGUGACAAUGAACCUUCUGGCUGAAGGUCAGGAAUGUUGGUAACUAAUUCCAUCCCCUCUCCUGCUUCUGGGUUUAAGAGAUAAUGGAGAAAUUAGUAGGGGUUGGAAUCAAACCAUGAUUCUGUCCAACAACACAUUUCUACACUACGCUUCCCGAUCCAUUAAGAAAAAUGAAACUUCAUACAUUGGAGCUUGUAUUCAUUAAACGUGGUAUGUGAGCGAGCAUUAAACCACAGCCACAAGAAUUGAACAUCACCAUGUUAACUUGAUAGCAAUUUAUAGAAACAAGCAAUAUGCUGAGUU